Caenorhabditis sp. 36 PRJEB53466 is the source of this 5691-nucleotide messenger RNA. The record is from the annotation of a GenBank genome assembly. Lineage: Eukaryota; Metazoa; Nematoda; Chromadorea; Rhabditida; Rhabditidae.
AUGUGCUCGAUUUUCAUGAUAUUUAUAUUGAUUUUCUGCAAACUCGCUGAUAGUCAACUGGAGCGAGUAAUCCCGGCUAAAUGGAACACGAUGUACGAACAGGAAAGCGGCAAGAACAAUUCCAUGACAAUUUUCCGGUUCGAAGUCGAGAAAAGAGUAGGUUUUUGUCAAUUUUGUUGGUUUUAGAAAAAAUUCGAUUAAUUGCAGAGUCCGGUGGCCAGGAUCAUUAUGAGUUGCAACGAGAGUAAUGAGAACAAUCCGCUCCUUGUGGUUUUCCGCGAAAAACAGGCAAUUUUGAGCUUACAAGUGAGUUUUUCAAAAAAAUUUGCUAAUAAAUGCGAAAUGAAGUCACAUCGUCCUUCAUUUAUGCGAAGAAUCGGUGUUUUUUUGGUUGCUAAAACCUCUAAAAUGAACACUGAAAAUGAGUAAGACUAGCCGAAACCAUGGCAAAAUUGUGAUGAACAACGCCUUCAACGGAUCUGCUUUCAAGAAAUCCACGUGUAGUGAUACAUAGUUACGAUUGAAACCAUUCAAUAUCUGUGAAAAACUUCGCAGAUAAUCACAAUUCAUUACAGGUUCCUUUGAUUGUCGAGAACUACAAGUACAGUAAAGUAGGCAGGACAUUGUGCCCAUUCACCAACUAUGAAGACGGAGAGGGAUUCACAGUAGAGGUCACCAGCGCCCAUCCCGUACUUUAUAACUUCCGCGCCGAACUGGUGCAAAACUUUUACCUUUAGUAAGCUUUUAAUAAUUCGCAAUAAGAAUGAAUGUUGGCUGAGAUAAAAAUAUGGAGAAUGGGUCGGGUGGAGCCGAAUCGAAGCUCAACGAGUAUUACAGUUUAGGGCCGGAUGAGACCGGAGAAUUUACCAAAAAAGUCAGCAAACCAACUUAUACCGGUUCUGUUGCACACUUUUCCAGUAUUCUGAUGAUCAUAAACAUCAAUGUCAUGUUUCAGCAACAACUCGACCCGCACAGUGACCGCAAGCGCAUCGGAACCGGUUUUCCUGCGGUAUGACAUACCAACUGACGUGGAUUCGGUGGCGGUUCACGUGGAGGCCAACUCAUCUAUCUGUAUGACAGUGUCAGUACAAAAAAUAGGGGUGAGCAUCAAGGAACUGACGAGAAUCUCUUACAAUUGAAUGAUUUUUUUAAGUGUCCGGUAUUUGACCUGCCAGACAACGUCAAUUCAAUGGGUAUGCACCAAACAAUGACCACGUCGGCUACAAUUAUUGUGGAGGUCAGUUUCUCAAUGAUAUCUGAAAAUACUUCGAAACAAUUUUGAGUUUCAGAAGUCGGUGAUGUCCAGUUUCUAUGUGGUCUUCGUGGUGAAUAAUAAUGACGACCUCUGCUCGGAAAUUUCCAGUAUAAAGCCAACAAGUGAAUCAAAACUGACUACCAGAUACGUAAAUUGACUUGUACAUGUUUAGGACCAAGCAAAUUUCCACUUCGUCUCAAAUCGUUCAAUGUUACCAUCGAGUCUUCAAUGAAAAGUGAGUUUUUCACAACAUAUUGAACAUUUCGGCAAAUUUUCUUUGCAGCAUUCGACUACAUCAUUCCGAUUGUCUUCUGGGCUUCCAUUCUGUUCCUCGUCACAAUCAUAGUGUUUGUCUAUCAUCAGUUCGACAAAAAUUGGGAGCGAACAUUCUUGCAUAACAAUUACACGCAAUUGGAAGAUGGUGAGUUGAUCACGAGUGCCUUUUAUGAGCUCCCGACUAUUUGAAACUGCGCCAAACUGCUAUUGUUGCUGAGUUUACAAAUAUAUCUGAAACCAGUUCAUAUUGAGACCGUAUCAUUUCGCAGCCAACAAAGAUAUCCCGGCCGAAGUAAGUGAUUUCGGUUGUCGCAGUUUCGAACAGUUGGUAAUCACUGAGAAAACGCAUCUGAUUCAUUGAAAAGAUGUCAAAAAUGCAUUCAAUUUCAGAUGCACAAUCAGACAGACUUGGAGAAUACUAUCAAACAAAAAGAAUGAAGGAAGAUGACGAUCUGAAAGACUAUGAUCUGCUUCACGAUAUCAAUGACAUGAUGGUUGUACGCGCAAAGGUCAGAUUUUCAUUCACAAUCAGCUAGUAUCCGAUAAAAUUCCAGCAAAACCUCUAUGUCGCGGACCUUUCGAUGACUCCAUACGAAGACCGGGAGGACAAAUACGAUGUGUACAAAAUGUAAGCCGUCUUGUCGACGUCCUAAUGACAUUUUGCAUAAUUUUCUAUGCUUAGUGCCCUGGGAGUCAUCGGAAUCUUCUACAAUAUCACCGUACUUCAAUUGCUGAUCAGCAAAGCAGGAGGACUACGACAAUCCGGUGAUUUGGAUGAGUGCACCUUCAACUUUCAAUGCGCUCGGCCACUUUGGUACUUUGUCGCUUUCAACAACGUUGUUAGGUAUAAUUUUUACACAUCCUCAAAACAUCAAUGAACCGAUACGGUUACAGCAACGGCGGUUACGUGUACUUUGGAAGUUUGAUCAUCGUGAUGAACUACUGCCGCGAACGAAGCUUCAGAAGACUUGUUCAGAUCCAACCCUCGCUUUUGGAUGUUAGUUUUUCAGUGAAUUACUGGGAAAUUAGUGAUAAUAAUUCGCACAAAGACUAGAUCGUCCAUUUUUUAGCGUCUCGGUCUGCCACAACACAGCGGAUUGAUGACGGCGAUCGGGUUGGCUGUUAUCAUGGAAGGCAUAUCUUCGGCGACCUAUCAUGUCUGUCCCAACAACGUCAACUACCAGUUUGGUGGGUUUUUACGUUUGGCAAACCAGAAAACACGCCGCUGACAAGCCAGCUCCACACAAGACUGCGCUUGCAUGAAUUAUGCAUGCAAUUGCGUGUUCAACAGAACAUGCGAAACCGAGUCACUUCUGAUCAUAAUUGUGCGGGAAAAUUAAUCAAAAUUGGGAAUAGUUUUGAUGUUGCAUAGUUGUGAAUCGUCGAAAAGUCAAAAACACUCUAGAAAAACGAAACGCGAAAGAGGUUGUCACAAUCUGAAUUCUAUGAUUUGAUUCACCGUAUUGUUUCGCUAGCUGUAACGGUACAUGAACACUUUAGAAACUCAUCGGGAACAGAAACAUCCCAACUCCUCAGAAAACAGAACAAAUUGCAGAUACCGCUCUGAUGUACGUGAUUGGAAUGCUCGGAAAGCUCAAAAUCUGGUCUCUACGACACCCGGAUAUGGUUGUGAGCGCCUACCACGCGUUCGGAUUCUUGGGAAUCUUUAUUAUGGCGGCGAUUGCCGGAGUCUACGUACACACCAUAAUCUUCUGGAUCCUUUUCUCAAUAAUCUACGUGGCAAGCAUGCUUCUUGUCAGUUUGGAGUUCUACUUCAAAGGUGUGUGGAGUCUCAACUACCGAGAAAUCAAGAAUACGCUUGUUUACUCGUGGGCGUCUUCUCGCAGAUUUUCGUGUAUUGUUCCCGCCUACAAAGCCAGAUUUUUGGUUAUUUUGCUACUCAAUCUAGUGAAUACAGCCGUGUAAGUCCUUUCAUUUUGCGCAAGCGAUACAAUUUGCAUAUUACAGAGUGGUUUACGGUCUUGAUGCUCACCCAAAAGACUUUUUGUCGUUCCUUCUCAUUCCGUUCAUUGGAAACUUGUUCAUUUACAUCAUUUACUACAUCUUGAUGAAGGUAUUGUCGUCAAAUCGAAUAGUUCGAGUGGAAAAGUCCUGUUUUGUUGCAGAUCAUUCACAGAGAGGAGAUUCCGACCCGAGCCCUGGCCCUCCUCUUCUUUGCGACCGUGUCCUGGACCAUCGCAGGCAUCUUCUUCAACAAACGUGUCUCGGAUUGGAGUGUGAGUUUUGUUUGCUAUCAGGCGAAAAAUGUGCAUAAUAUAUGGAAUCUUUUGCGUGUGAUUAGGCCCCAUAUCACUACUACAGUCCGUUUCAAAAGUAUAGGGCCACCCCUAAAAUUGAAUAUACUGUCAUUCCCGAACAAAAUAAAGACAGGACCUUAACAAUCGAAAUCAGCAUCACAAAUAACCCCCGGAAAACAAUUUUGAGAGCAGUGUAUAGGAUAGUUGGGUAAUGGUGCUGAAAUAUCUGAAAAUGUUGCAACUGCAAGCGUUUCAUAAGUAUAGGGCCACCCCUGAAAACACUCUGGAAGCCUCUUAAACUGAUAAACAUGAUCUUGAAUGGGGUUCUUUGCACCUUUAGGAUGUCCAAAAAGUCUUUUUGAAAUCAUGUGCACUGACGCCGACGCCACCUAGGGCCACUCUCCCGGGUUUAGCCUCAUGUUCUGUGUGGAGCUCGAUAGUGGAGCCGGGGGACUCCGAUGAUCUCAAAUGAGUCAAAUCUUGUUUAAAACAAGUUUUUUGAGCAUUUUCAAGUCAGAUUCGUUCAAGCCUCUCGAUUCGCUAGCCCCUGAUAUCAGAUUUUUGAUAAUAAUAAAGCCAGGCCCAACAAGGAUCAGACUGGUUUGAGCGCCAAACUCCAGGCUGACAUUGCCCACUUUUAGGACUUCAUAAGGAAGGUUUGAAACAUGACAUGCUUGAGUUUGGUGUCAAUCGAAUCAGUUUCAACCAAGUUAUGAGCUCCCGAUUGCUGAAAUGAAGAAAACCAACAUUUUUCAGUACAUUUCUGUGGGCAAAGUGGGCAAUGUCAGCCUGGAGUUUGGCGCUUAAGCCAGUCUGAUCCUUGUUGGGCCUGGCUUCAUUUUGGCCAAAAAUCUGAUGUCAGGUUCUAGCGAAUCGAGAGGCUUGAACGAAUCUAGCUUGAACAAAUCUGAACAGCGCCCAUUUGGUAGCUGCUGUCAUAAGAGCAGCGCCCAUUUGGUAGCUGCUGUCGCGAGAGCAGCGUCGAUUUGGUAGUUGCUGUCGUGAGAGCAGCGCCCAUUUGAUAGCUGCUGUCGCGAGAGCAGCGUCGAUUUGGUAGUUGCUGUCGUGAGAGCAGCGCCCAUUUGGUAGCUGCUGUCGCGAGAGCAGCGUCGAUUUGGUAGUUGCUGUCAUGAGAGCAGCGCCCAUUUUGUAGCUGCUGUCGCGAGAGCAGCGUCGAUUUAGUAGUUGCUGUCGUGAGAGCAGCGCCCAUUUGGUAGCUGCUGUCGCGAGAGCAGCGUCGAUUUGGUAGUUGCUGUCGUGAGAGCAGCGCCCAUUUGGUAGCUGCUGUCGCGAGAGCAGCGUCGAUUUGGUAGUUGCUGUCGUGAGAGCAGCGCCCAUUUGGUAGCUGCUGUCGCGAGAGCAGCGUCGAUUUGGUAGUUGCUGUCGUGAGAGCAGCGCCCAUUUGGUAGCUGCUGUCGCGAGAGCAGCGUCGAUUUUGUAGUUGCUGUCGCGAGAGCAGCGUCGAUUUGGUAGUUGCUGUCGUGAGAGCAGCGCCCAUUUGGUAGCUGCUGUCGCGAGAGCAGCGUCGAUUUGGUAGUUGCUGUCGUGAGAGCAGCGCCCAUUUGGUAGCUGCUGUCGCGAGAGCAGCGUCGAUUUGGUAGUUGCUGUCGUGAGAGCAGCGCCCAUUUGGUAGCUGCUGUCGCGAGAGCAGCGUCGAUUUUGUAGUUGCUGUCGCGAGAAACUCGCGGAAUGUCGACUCAAGAACCGUUGAGAAAACUUUUCCAGAAAAUGCCGGCAAUAUCCCGUGAACUGAACGAACAGUGCAUCUUCCUCAACUUCUACGACAACCAUGACAUUUGGCACCUCUCCUCAGCGUUCGCCAUCUUUUUCUCCUUCACCGCCAUCAAUGUAAUCGAUGACGAGCUCAUGUUCAUAAAAAGAAACACGAUUCGAGUGUUCUAA